Molecule: messenger RNA, 1152 nt
Organism: Penicillium longicatenatum
Lineage: Eukaryota; Fungi; Ascomycota; Eurotiomycetes; Eurotiales; Aspergillaceae
Product: intradiol ring-cleavage dioxygenase
Exons: 2
Coding region: 1-1152 (383 amino acids)
Molecular function (GO): ferric iron binding; oxidoreductase activity, acting on single donors with incorporation of molecular oxygen, incorporation of two atoms of oxygen
Source: RefSeq, a predicted model, not a curated record
AUGCAGUUACAAUCCAUUAUCGUCCUGGCUACUGUCGGUCUAGCCACAGUAGGCCUCGCCCACCCCGGCCACAACGAGCACGAACGUCGGGACUUGGGCCUUCAGCAGUUCAAGUCACGAGUUCGUCGAGACCUGGCAAAUUGCGCAGAAAAACGCGAGGCUUCCGGUCUCAAUGCUCGUGCGGAAGCUCGCCGCAAGGCCACUCUAGAAAAGUAUCGUCGCCAACUCAAAUCCAAGAGGGACACCACGACUGUUUUGGAUACCUCCCACCUGUACACAGGAACCGAUAUCACUGUCGACAGUGAUGACAGUGUGGUUUUCUCCGACAGCGGGACAUGCGUGCUCAACCCCGAGGGUGAGGUCGGUCCCUUCUACGUGCCGGGCGAGCUGAUCCGCGAGGAUGUGCGCGACGAUGAGGAGGGAGUGCCGGUGGUGCUAGAGGCCCAAUUUCUGGAUGUCAGCACCUGUGAGCCUAUCGAGGGCGCUUAUUGGGAUAUUUGGAACUGCAACUCGACUGGAGUGUACUCUGGUGUAGUUUCCAGUGGUAAUGGUAACACAGCGGAUACUGGCAACCUGGACAAGAUCUUCCUUCGCGGUAUCCAGGAAACCGACUCGGAUGGUGUCGCCACUUUUGAGUCUAUUUUCCCCGGUCACUAUUCCGGUCGUGCGAAUCAUCACCAUGUGGUCCUGCAUCUGGAUGCUACUGUCCUCUCCAACGGCACGUUGACCGGUGGUACAGUCCCCCACAUCGGCCAGCUGUUCUGGGACCAGAGCUUGAUUUCGAUCGUGGAGGCCACUUCCCCAUACAGCACUAACACAAUUGAGUUGACCACCAACGCUGAGGAUCGUGUGUUUGCCGAUGAGACUGAGGAUAGCACCUCAGACCCCGUGUUCGAAUAUGUCUACAUUGGCGAUGAUGUUUCCGAUGGUAUCUUUGGCUGGAUCACCAUUGCGGUUGACACCACGGCCGAGUACACCCCGACUUAUAGCUUUGAGUACACAUCUUCUGGUGGCGAGGCUGUGAGCAGUUCUUCGGGCUCAGGCUCCGGCUCGGGAUCUGGAUCUGGUUCUAGCUCUGGUGGCUCUGGUGGCUCUGGUGGCUCCAGCGGUGCUGGUGGUCAGGGUGGCUCUGGGGGUGCUGGAGGUCACUAA